Atta colombica is the source of this 993-nucleotide messenger RNA. It is a transcript of the gene Nedd8, whose product is annotated as NEDD8. Gene Ontology annotation, molecular function: protein tag activity; ubiquitin protein ligase binding. Gene Ontology annotation, biological process: protein neddylation; regulation of proteolysis; modification-dependent protein catabolic process. The record is from RefSeq and is a predicted model, not a curated record. Gene Ontology annotation, cellular component: nucleus; cytoplasm. The transcript is spliced from 4 exons. Bases 173 to 427 code for a protein of 84 amino acids. NCBI's taxonomy places the organism in Eukaryota, Metazoa, Arthropoda, Insecta, Hymenoptera, Formicidae.
CAGACGGCGACACGACGAAUGCAAGUCGACGAAUUAGGUUAGAGUCGUGCAGUAAAGUGACAGUAUUUUGCGAUUCAUAGAUUUUUCGCCUGUUCAUUUUUUCUGCAGCGUUGGCGAGUCUUAAUCGGUGAUAGUAUCGUGAAAAUUUAACGUAGCCUUUAAUAAUUGAAAGAUGUUGAUAAAAGUCAAGACUCUUACGGGGAAGGAGAUCGAAAUAGAUAUAGAACCAACAGACAAGGUAGAGAGAAUUAAAGAAAGAGUGGAAGAGAAGGAAGGAAUACCACCUCAACAGCAGCGAUUAAUAUUUUCUGGCAAACAGAUGAACGACGAGAAGACUGCACAAGAUUAUAAAGUCCAGGGCGGUUCGGUGCUGCAUUUGGUACUUGCGUUGAGAGGAGGCUGUAGAUAUAACAUUCCUCAUUUAUAAAUGACAGCGAGAGAAUAUUAAGAAAUUGUGAGAGCCAGAGGAAGGAAAAAAAAACAAAAAAAAACAAAAUGUUUAUCAUCACGUAUGCGCGAUCCAGAGGAACUUGAAACUCUAUGUUAUUUUAAAUAGGAUAACAUAGUCAUGUGAUCUUUACAACCUAAAUAAAUAUUUAAUAAAGUAAUUUAAUCAUGAAUUUACCACUAUUUUUAUUUGAAACACACAUGUGUUACCUUUCUAUUCUUAUAUUAUGCGUUAUAACAUUAUAUCGUGAGAUUUUAUUUUUAAUUAUUUAUAUGGAAUACACAGUACAUUAAAAUAUAAAAAUAAUUUUAUAUGGAGAAAGAAAGCGUCAUGUCCAAACUAUGUAAUCAAUUACACAAUUAUUUAUUUAAUAUAUCACUUUAAUAAUGAUAAAUACAAAUCAAGCAUAUAAAUAUUAAUUAUAUCUCAAAUUAUAAUACUGAAAAAUUUGUAUUUUGUUUUUUUUUUUUUUUGAAAAAGAAGACAAAAAACUAUAAUACUAUAUGUACAAUACUUUUUAAGGAAAUAAAUUGUUUAUUAUUUUA